UCCUGAGCAGAGAGCUGCCAUGUGCACGGGGAAGUGUUCAAAGUGCAUUGGGAUCACCCUCUUCCCACUGGCAGUAUGUGCCAUUGUCUCCAACAUUCUCCUGUACUUCCCCAAUGGACAAAUACUGCAGCUCAGCGAGAUAACUGAUUUGGUCUGGUUUUUCCAUGGCAUUCUGGGAGCUGGGAUACUGGUUAUUUUGCCGGCAUUCAUGAUGCUGGGAGCAGGUGGAACAGGAUGUUGCGCUAACAGAUGUGGGAUGCUGCUGUCAGUGAUCCUGUCUGUGAUGGGAUUUGCCGGAGGAGCAUAUUGUGUGGUCAUCUCUUUGUUGGGGCUGAUUGGGGGUCCUCUGUGUGACACAGGUGAUGGAGAAUACCUCUACCCUUUCAGGAAUGACACUCUGGAAGACAAUUAUUUGUUUAACCAGACAACAUGGAGUAUUUGCAAACAACCUGAAAACAUCAUCCUUUGGAAUAUCGUCCUUUUCUCUAUUCUCCUGGUCACUGGUGUAAUUGAAGCUAUUCUUUGUUUCAUUCAAGUCAUCAAUGGACUCACUGGCUUCAUAUGUGGCACAUGUAUGAGGAGAAGAAAGACAAAUAUUUCUGGAAUGUGAAUGACCUACAAGGAAUGCCAAGACAAGCC
Molecule: messenger RNA, 639 nt
Organism: Camarhynchus parvulus
Lineage: Eukaryota; Metazoa; Chordata; Aves; Passeriformes; Thraupidae
Product: transmembrane 4 L6 family member 1-like
Exons: 5
Coding region: 20-610 (196 amino acids)
Cellular component (GO): membrane
Source: RefSeq, a predicted model, not a curated record